Molecule: messenger RNA, 1239 nt
Organism: Symbiodinium sp. CCMP2592
Lineage: Eukaryota; Dinophyceae; Suessiales; Symbiodiniaceae
Source: the annotation of a GenBank genome assembly
AUGCGCACCACCUUCGUCAAAGACAUCAAGAUCGGCUCGGAAACACAGCAGCUUUGCAUCAACUUUCAGCUCGGCCGGAUGGGGACAUCUUCGCUUCCUUUCAUGGUCCUGGUUCCUUUCGGCUCCUCCGUGAUGACUCUCGCGGCGCUGGGCCUGUUUGCUUGGAGUUUCAUGUUGGUGCUGAGUGCUGGGCCGAUCGACUCCAAAGGAAUUUACAUCAACGGCGACCACUACCCCAGCCUCUAUAAGACGCUCCAGAAGCCGCUCAAUGGAAUUUGGUGGGACUUGGCAGUCGUUGGUUUCGUGCUCGGGCUCAUCUGGAUCACUGAGCUGAUGAUUGCCGUGGGCCAGUUCGUCGUGAGCUUCUGCGUCUGCAGGUGGUUCUUCGUUGAAAUUGGGGAAGAGAAAGAAGAGGCGAAGCAUGAGAAGAAGGUGGAGAGCAGCUCCAAGGCCUCCGCCAGCAGCCACAGCCACGGACACCGCGUGGACAACCUUCAGAUCAAAGGUGGUCCGGCCAGUGGCACUUAUUCAGGUGUCGUAGAAACAGACGAGAAGGGCACGAAGAGGUUGGUCGUCGACAUCUUCGACAAAGGCCCAGAUGAUAAACCGAUGAAACCCAUAGCUUAUGAGAAUAAGCCUCACGAGUGUUCCUGGAUUUGCGAAGCGUAUUUGACGGCCUUGGGGCCCUGCAUUGGCACGCUCUUGCGCUUCUGCUGGCCUGUUUGCCUUACCCGGCCGCUCCGCGUCUUGUCGGAGGUGAUCAUGUUUCUGACCACCCCGGCAGCGACGAAGACGGAGCGCAAAGCUUUGACGGACGAUGACGAGGACGACCGAAGCGUUUGGGGACUCCUCGCCGCAGCAGGCGAUCUCUUCGCGAAAGCCGUCACCCACGAGUUUGGCGGUUACAGCAAGGAUGCCUUUGUGGAUCUUGUUCUCCGUGAUGUCAACUUCGCUUCGGCAUCUCGUGACGUUCAUGACUUCAUCCAAAAGUCCGGCGGCGUCGUCGCCUUCCUUCAUGGGAUGACUCGCUUCUACGAGAUCAUCUCUACAUGCUUCAUUAUGUUCAUUUCCUCCUUCCUGGGCUUCGUGGCCAUGAACCAUUGGUCCAUCUUCUCCCACCCGGCUUUCCUAGAUGUUGCUGAGGCUGCGGAUGGGAAAAGGGUCGUAAGCAGAAAACUCAAGCCGGCCCAGUCCAUGCAAAUCGUGAGCUCUGCUUGGCGUGGAUUGUUGGCCCGAUAA